GAAAAAACGGAAAUCGAAACUUAACUGAAGUGGUUAUCUGAUUUCAAGGUAUUUUAGCGGAUCAUUGGUGUACUGUGGGCAAGGUUAUCAUAUCAUUCUUUGCCUUUUUCAGCUUAUUUCAUACCCAGUAAGAAAUGACAACUGCUGGUCGUCCAACAUGGGAUUCAGCGAAAGGUGGACGGGGUAAAUGGGAAGGGGAUCUAAGUGCCAUGUCAAAGCAGUAUUCUGUCCGAGAUCUACCAUCUCAUACAAAACUCAAAGUUCGACAGGAAGGUCAAGGUCGCCCAGAGGACCUUCAGGGAAAAGACUUCAAAAGGAUGCUUGAAGAGAAGGAAAAACGGCUGGCUCUGGAAAAGACCGGGAAAGCUUCCGCUACCGCUUCGAUAACAGCCCCUGCACCGGGCGAAAAACGAACUAGCACGGCAGUUGAUUCAGCCUCAGCUACGGCCGGUAGUGCUAUCAAACGGCCUAAACCUGAAACCAUAGCAGCUGUCUCCACUGCUAACCUCGAUGCCGAUGAUCCAUGGGAUGAGGAUUACGGGGAAGAUGCCAACGAUACUCAGGUCAACGGUACCGACGCUCAAGAUGAUACAGCGCAUGAUGACGAGGACGACGACGAGGAUGAUGAUGAAGAUGAAGAACUCCUACUCGCUGAAUUAGCUAAAAUUAAACGUGAGCGUGCUGAAGAGGCCGCUAGGUUAGCUGUCGAGCGUAAAGCCGCUGAGGAGACAAUUCGCAUGGAGAACAUCUUACGAGGCAAUCCUCUGUUGAAUGCAAGUGGUCCAUCAGAAUUUAAGGUCAAACGUCGCUGGGAUGAUGAUGUUGUGUUCAAAAACUGCGCUCGAGGUGAAGUUGAUCAUACCAAACGCGGCUUCAUAAAUGACACCCUCCGUUCAGAGUUUCACAAGAAGUUUAUGAAGAAGUAUAUUCAAUAGUGUUGCACUGUCUUUCUUGCACUUUCUUCUGUACAUACAACACUUCAUUUUACAUU
Opisthorchis viverrini is the source of this 991-nucleotide messenger RNA. RefSeq lists its product as hypothetical. NCBI's taxonomy places the organism in Eukaryota, Metazoa, Platyhelminthes, Trematoda, Opisthorchiida, Opisthorchiidae. Gene Ontology annotation, molecular function: RNA binding. The coding region runs from base 135 to 935 and encodes 266 amino acids. The record is from RefSeq and is a predicted model, not a curated record. Gene Ontology annotation, biological process: mRNA cis splicing, via spliceosome. Gene Ontology annotation, cellular component: catalytic step 2 spliceosome. The transcript has 3 exons.